AUGGCUACCGAAAACCAGAUGGAAUAUGUCACCCUCGGCAAGUCCGGCCUCAAGAUCUCAAAGGUCAUUCUGGGGACCAUGUCAUACGGGACUAGCAAAUGGCAGGACUGGGUUCUCGAUGAAGACAAAGCACUCCCACUGAUCGAGUACGCUUACAAACGGGGUAUCAACACCUGGGAUACCGCAGACAUCUACUCCCACGGCCGGUCCGAAGAAGUCAUCGGCAAAGCGCUGAAAACAUACAACAUCCCGCGCCACCGCGUCGUCAUAAUGACAAAGUGCUUCUACGGCGUCGACGACGAAGGCAAGCUCCCGCCCAUCGCAGCCUGCACCCAGAACACAGGGAGCAUGGUGAACCGCGUGGGCCUGAGCCGGAAGCACAUCCUCGACGCAGUCGACGCAUCCAUCGCCCGACUGGGCACGUACAUCGACGUCCUCCAGAUCCACCGGCUGGACCGCGACACGCCCCGCGAGGAGAUCAUGAAGGCGCUCAACGACGUGGUCGAGUCUGGCAAGGUCCGGUAUAUCGGGGCCUCCACGAUGGCGGCGUGGGAGUUCCAGGCGUUGAACAACGUUGCCAAGGCGAACGGGUGGCACACUUUCAUCUCCAUGCAGAACUACCAUAACCUGAUUAGCCGGGAAGAAGAGCGCGAGAUGAUUCCGUACUGUCUUGACGCGGGGAUCGGGUUGAUCCCGUGGAGUCCCAUGGCACGGGGCCUGCUUACGCGGCCGUGGAAGAGCGCGCCGACGCUGCGCGAGAGUACGGACGGGGCGCUGAACUUCCUCCUGCGCAACCGGGAGACCGAGGCCGAUAAGCGGAUUGUGGACCGGGUGCAGGAGGUUGCGGAGAAGAAGGGCGUUAGUAUGGCGCAGGUGGCGAUUGCGUGGUCGCUUGGGAACCCGAGCGAGAAUCCGAUUCUGGGGCUCAGUAGUAAGGAGCGGAUUGAUGAGGCGGUUGCUGCGGUGCAUGUUAAGUUGACCGAGGAGGAGAGGAAUUACCUGGAGGAGCCUUAUGUGCCGAAGACCUUGUCGCCGUUGGAGAAGUAA
Aspergillus mulundensis is the source of this 1047-nucleotide messenger RNA. RefSeq names its product aldo/keto reductase. Bases 1 to 1047 code for a protein of 348 amino acids. The record is from RefSeq and is a predicted model, not a curated record. The transcript is spliced from 3 exons. Lineage: Eukaryota; Fungi; Ascomycota; Eurotiomycetes; Eurotiales; Aspergillaceae.